Molecule: messenger RNA, 2006 nt
Organism: Cloeon dipterum
Lineage: Eukaryota; Metazoa; Arthropoda; Insecta; Ephemeroptera; Baetidae
Product: sodium-coupled monocarboxylate transporter 2-like
Exons: 13
Coding region: 174-2006 (610 amino acids)
Biological process (GO): sodium ion transport; transmembrane transport
Cellular component (GO): membrane
Molecular function (GO): symporter activity
Source: RefSeq, a predicted model, not a curated record
ACUGUCCCCUCCGCCGCCGCCGAGUUUCCCUCUAGGACCCUUCUGCUGCUGCGGCGGCCGUGGCGGCUUUCUCCGUCUUUGCAGCCAGCUCUCCUUUCUAUACCUGAGCGCGGCGAGUCAGGUGCAGUAGGACGCGUGCCGCCGUCGCUUGCUGAAGCGAAGCUGAGGACACAAUGUCGGCGAAGUUGCGGUUAGACGAGACGCCGUUCGUGCUGAAGGAGGAUGAGGCCACCUGCCAGCCACACAUUUCGUACUUUCAAUGGCCGGACUACGUCGUCUGCGCCCUGAUGCUGCUCGUCUCGGCCGGCAUCGGCAUUUUCUACGGCAUCCAAGCCAAGAGAAAAAAGGCCAGCGCCGAUGACAUCCUCGUCGGCGGCAGACAAAUGGCCACCUUUCCCAUGUCCAUGUCGCUCCUCGCCAGCUUCAUGUCCGCAGUGACCUUGUUAGGAAACCCAGCCGAAAUGUACAACUACGGCACGCAGUUUGUCAUGAUCGGCUUUGCCUACAUUGUGACCACGCCGAUCACGGCCUACCUUUUCAUGCCCGUCUACCACCGCCUCGAGCUCACCUCUGCUUACGAGUACCUGGAGAUGCGGUUCAACAAAGCAGUGCGUCUUAUUGGAUGCUGCAUAUUUACAUUUCAUAUGAUUACCUACAUGCCAAUCGUAGUGUACGCGCCAGCCUUAGCACUUAAUCAGGUAACCGGUCUUCACACUUAUGCUGCGGUCAGCAUUAUCUUCGUCGUCUGCAUUUUCUACACGUCAAUAGGAGGAAUAAAGGCUGUGAUCUGGACGGACACGUUCCAAGUGCUGAUGAUGUUCGCCGGCAUGAUGGCGGUCGUUUUCAAAGGCACCGCUGACGCUGGUGGUUUUGGCUACGUCUGGCAAAAGGCAGAGGAGACCGGCAGGAAUGAAUUUUUCAAUAUGAAUGUUGAUCCCCGCGAGAGACACACUUUCUGGUCCAUGAUCGUCGGCGGCUCGUUCCUCUGGACCAGCACGUAUGCCGCAAACCAGGCGCAGAUCCAACGCUUCCUGACGGUGCCCACCGAAAAACAGGCUGUGAGGUUUGUUACAUUAAUAGCGAUCUGGAUAAAUUGCGUGGGUUUGGUGACUCUGUUGCUGGUGUGCUGCUGGGGCGGCCUGGUCAUGUACGCCUACUACUUCGACUGCGACCCUUUGACUGCCGGGCAAGUCAAGGCGUCCGAUCAGCUUUUGCCGCUCUUCGUCAUGGACACGAUGGGCAGUUUGCCCGGCAUCCCGGGCCUCUUCACCGCUGGAAUUUUCAGCGGUGCUCUCAGCACCGUGUCGACCGGGCUAUCAGCGCUGGCGGCCAUCACUUUGAAGGACUUCAUGGUGGGCGCGUGCAAAAUGAACCUGUCGGACGAGAGGCAGGCAGGCUUGGCCAAGUGGAUCAGCUUGAUCUACGGCCUCAUCAGCUUUGGCAUCGUCUUCAUCGUCGCGCAAAUCGGCGGUGUUCUCCAGGCGGCUCUCAGCAUUCAUGGGAUUGUCGGCGGUCCGAUUCUUGGGCUGUUCAGUCUCGGCCUUUUGGUUCCCUGGGUAAACUGGAAGGGCGCAUUUACUGGCACGAUAACAGGCUUAGUAUUCGUCGCGUGGAUGGGAUUCGGCGCUCAGGCUGAAGCGGCCAUGGGACAUAUCUCAUUUCCGAAAAAGCCACUUUACACUUUCGGCUGCAACUGCACCGUCGGGCAACCCCCACUACCCCCACCUGAAGGCUACCCCGACGUUUUUCCUCUCUACGCGGUGUCCUACAUGUGGUACUCGCCCAUCGGGUGGUUCGUCACGACUCUGGUGGCCGUCUUGGUCAGCUGGCUGACCAAGUUUAAUGACCCCAGGCAAAUGGACCGCAGGAUGCUCUCACCCGGUCUGACCAAACUUAUGGACAGUCUUCCCCUCGACUGGCAGGAAAAGCUCAACUGGCCGCUGUUGUCGAAAGAAAAGGAGGACAAGGAUAAAAAUGUGAGUGGCAAAAUGAUUUUCUUGUCCUAA